AUGCCGCGGGGCCCGGAGGAGCCGGUGCAGGUGUGGGUGGGCGGCCAGCUCUUCCAGGCCGACCAGGCCCUGCUGGUGGAGCACUGCGGCUUUUUCCGCGGCCUCUUCCGCUCUGGCAUGCGGGAGGCGCGCGCGGCAGAGGUGCGCCUGGGCGUGCUGAGCGCGGGCGGCUUCCGCACCACGCUGCAGGUGCUGCGCGGCGAGCGGCCGGCGCUGGCGGCCGCCGAGGAGCUGCUGCAGGCCGUGGAGUGCGCCGCCUUCCUGCAGGCGCCGGCGCUGGCGCGCUUCCUGGAGCACAGCCUCACGUCGGAGAACUGCGCGCUGCUGUGUGACGCGGCCGCCGCCUUCGGCCUGCGAGACGUGCUCCACAGCGCGGCGCUCUUCAUCCGCGACGGCGGGCGCGAGCUGGCGGCCGAGCUGGCGCUGCCCGAGGCCCGCGCCUACGUGGCGGCGCAGCGGCCCAGCAGCUACGUGGCCGUGAGCACGCACGCGCCGGCGCCUGGCUUCCUGGAGGACGCGUCGCGCACCAUGUGCUACCUGGACGAGGAGGAGGACGCGUGGCGCACGCUGGCCCCGCUGCCCCUAGAGGCCAGCACGCUGCUGGCAGGCGUGGCCACGCUGGGCAACAAGCUCUACAUCGUGGGCGGCGUGCGUGGCGCCAACAAGGAGGUGGUGGAGCUGGGCUUCUGCUACGACCCCGACGGCGGCACGUGGCGCGAGUUCCCCAGCCCACACCAGCCGCGCUACGACACGGCGCUGGCGGGCUUCGACGGCUGCCUCUACGCCGUCGGCGGCGAGUUCCAGAGGACGCCCAUGAGCUCCGUGGAGCGCUACGACCCGGCCGCGGGCUGCUGGAGCUUCGUGGCCGACCUGCCGCAGCCGGCCGCCGGUCCGCCCUGCGCCCAUGCGUGUGGCCGCCUCUUCGUGUGCCUGUGGCGGCCGGCGGACACCACCUCCGUGGUGGAGUACGUGGCGCGCGGUGACUUGUGGCUGCCGGUGGCCGAGCUGCGGCGUCCGCAGAGCUACGGCCACUGCAUGGUGGCCCACCGCGACAGUCUCUACGUGGUGAGAAACGGGCCUUCCGACGACUUCCUGCACUGUGCCAUCGACUGCCUCAACCUCACCACAGGUCAGUGGACGGCGCUGCCCGGCCAGUUCGUCAACAGCAAGGGAGCGCUCUUCACGGCCGUGGUACGCGGCGACACCGUCUAUACGGUCAACCGCAUGUUCACAUUGCUCUACGCCAUCGAGGGCGGCACCUGGCGACUGCUUAGGGAGAAGGUCGGCUUCCCACGGCCUGGAUCCUUGCAGACCUUUCUCCUCAGGCUGCCACCUGGCACUCCAGGGCCUGUGGCCUCACCGUUGCCAGAACUGUGA
Molecule: messenger RNA, 1377 nt
Organism: Propithecus coquereli (Coquerel's sifaka)
Lineage: Eukaryota; Metazoa; Chordata; Mammalia; Primates; Indriidae
Gene: KBTBD13
Product: kelch repeat and BTB (POZ) domain containing 13
Exons: 1
Coding region: 1-1377 (458 amino acids)
Molecular function (GO): protein binding
Source: RefSeq, a predicted model, not a curated record